Molecule: messenger RNA, 1551 nt
Organism: Seriola aureovittata
Lineage: Eukaryota; Metazoa; Chordata; Actinopteri; Carangiformes; Carangidae
Gene: alx3
Product: ALX homeobox 3
Exons: 5
Coding region: 93-1178 (361 amino acids)
Biological process (GO): regulation of transcription by RNA polymerase II
Molecular function (GO): DNA-binding transcription factor activity, RNA polymerase II-specific; RNA polymerase II transcription regulatory region sequence-specific DNA binding
Source: RefSeq, a predicted model, not a curated record
AUGAGGCCCUUCAGCCCAAAUGGACCUCAUGUUUACACACUUGUCCAUCAGCUGAGCAGCCUGCGGCCUCAGGUAUCAAGAGAGAUGGUGAGAUGAACCCAAACCUGACCAGCAGGAGGACGCCGGAAAACUCCCCGGGACUGGAACACGGCGGCUCCGGCUCCUUUCUCCCCUGCGACGAGCUGCAGAAACCCUCGCACCUUCCUCCUCCUCCUCUCCCUCACCGCCUCAGCCUGCGCGGGGAUGUGUACGCCGCCGCCAUGGGGAGGUUUGGUGAUGCUGCGGCGGACUUUACGCACGGCGCUGCCCCGGCGAACCCGCCCGCCUCACCAUCCAAACACAGCAAGUUCUUGGACAGUAUAAACCAGGAUCAGAAGGGGAGCGGCAAGCCGGCGUUUUAUGAAACCAGCUCAGAGGUCAGAGAGAAAGGAGCUCCAAAAGCCAUGGGCUAUCCUGGGAUUGGCACAGACUGUUGCGGCAAGCUGAAAGAGUCAGUCGGCGGUUUACAGGGGGACUCCAUCGCUGACUCCAUCGACUUAUCAGGCAAGAACAAGAAGCGACGCAACCGCACCACGUUCAGCACCUUUCAGCUGGAGGAGCUGGAGAAAGUGUUUCAGAAGACACACUACCCUGACGUGUACGCCCGGGAACAGCUGGCACUGAGGACCGAGCUCACUGAGGCUCGGGUUCAGGUUUGGUUCCAGAAUCGUAGAGCCAAGUGGAGGAAACGGGAACGCUAUGGGAAGAUCCACGAGGUGCGCAACCACUUUGCUGCUACAUAUGAUAUCUCUCUCCUCCCUCGCCAUGAUACAUACCAGAUGCAGGGAAACCUGUGGCCAGGGGCAGCCUCAGGAGGAGGCGGUGGUUCAGGUGCUGGUUGUGUCCUAGGAGCCGACUCCAUCCCCUCAUCCUGCAUGAGUCCAUACCCUCACCCCCACAGCAACCUGCAGGGCUUCAUGGGCAUGCCCACAUCCCCCAGCCACCCACACCACCACCACCACCACCACCACCCGUCCCACCAUCCGGGCAUCAAUGGCCUCUACUCGCUCCACGGCUUCCCCGGAGGCCUCGGGUCCCCUUCCAUCGAGGGGCCCGAGACUGAGUACAAGCCAACGGGCCUGGUGGCGCUGCGGAUGAAAGCCAAAGAGCCAGGCAGCAUCCUCUCCUGGCCUACAUGACCACAACAGUGCCAGCUCUCCAUUAUGCACUGACUGAGCCAAAGCAUAUUACAUUCCUGACCCAUGCACAGUCCCAGAUGUACACACCCACCUCAGCAUAUGACUCAAAUAUUUCCUCUUAACAUUUAUGUAAGCCAACUUGGAGACGUUUCAGGAUUCAGAAGAUCUUGGAACACAAAUUUCAUGAACAUUCAGGGCAACUUGAGCCUCCUGCAUGAAACCCAACAUAUUAACAGGAACUUUCUUGUUUCCAGUUUUACUUUAAUAUCACAAUGCUGAGACCAAAGAGGAAAAAUUAUUUAAGCAUGUAAAAAAUGUAAUUAUCAUAUUAAUCUUUGUUUUAUGUCUGUUGUGCUUUAUAGUGUGACCAGUA